Molecule: messenger RNA, 624 nt
Organism: Neoarthrinium moseri
Lineage: Eukaryota; Fungi; Ascomycota; Sordariomycetes; Amphisphaeriales; Apiosporaceae
Exons: 1
Coding region: 1-624 (207 amino acids)
Source: RefSeq, a predicted model, not a curated record
AUGACGGUCUCUCCUGCUGCGAGCGCUACUGUUAGCCCGCCGAUUCCGACCCACAUCAUAGCCGAGGAUCUGGCCCGCUUCCAGGUCUCCCCGGCGGCGUAUAUCCAGCACUGCAGGCCCGACCUCGACCGGCUCGUAGUCGGUGCCGUGGUCGUACACCACGACCAGAUGCUGCUCAUCCAACGCAGCCGCCACGACUGGGGAGGACUCUGCUGGGAAAUCCCAGGCGGCAUGUGCGAAGAGCAAGACACGAGCGUGCUAGGAGCUGCGUGCCGUGAGCUCGAGGAGGAGGCCGGCCUGCGAGCCACGGCAAUCCUGAAGCUCGUGGACGAGAAGCCAUUGAAAUCAAGCGACGAUCUAUCCUGGGGGAAGGUGACGUUCCUGGUGCAGGUCGAGCAGGCAGCUGACGGCGCAGCGGCUAAGCCGGCGGUAACCCUCGACCCUCUAGAACACGAGGACUACGUGUGGGCAACGGAAGAGAACUUGCUGGCUGGGUCUUGCGGUGACAGGACAUUCAGGUGGAUUGAUGACUCACAGAGAGAUACCAUCUUGAAAGCUUUCAGGAUAGCAAAGCACUCGUCAAAAUUGGCAGGGAAAAACGGCAUCAUGGAGGAUACAGCAUAG